This is a messenger RNA of Priapulus caudatus, 1545 nucleotides long. Its product is annotated as 28S ribosomal protein S31, mitochondrial-like. The record is from RefSeq and is a predicted model, not a curated record. Gene Ontology annotation, molecular function: structural constituent of ribosome. NCBI's taxonomy places the organism in Eukaryota, Metazoa, Priapulida, Priapulimorpha, Priapulimorphida, Priapulidae. The coding region runs from base 22 to 1212 and encodes 396 amino acids. Gene Ontology annotation, cellular component: mitochondrial small ribosomal subunit. The transcript is spliced from 8 exons.
GGCAAGCAUUGAUCUCUCAAGAUGUCUGCGCCCUUCACAAGAUGCGUUCUGCAAUCGAAAUUUAACUUGAUAGAUGUUAUUCAAGCUAACAGAGUUUUCCAAGCAGUUGUGGUAAAUCACACUACAAGGGAAAGACAUGUACAUGCCACAACGAGAGCAUUUUCUUCAAAAGAUGGCGAGGACAAAAAAUACAGCUCCGAUCCAUCAACUAAUCAAGAAAGUAAGGGGAAACACGAUGGGAAAAAGUCAAAGUCUGAUCUGGCAGACCUUCUUGGGAGCAUGAAGGUGACCACAAAUACAGAUGGUACAGGAGCCUCAGAACAAAAGCCAAGCAAGAAGCUGAAAUUAGCGCAUCCUCCUCCUAAGACAAAGGCGGCACGAAUGGAAGCUGGAGUUUUCACAGAAAAAAAGCAUGAGCCCUCUAACUUGAAAGACGUGAAGGAUUGGAUCUUAGAACCACAGCUCCUGAGUGCUGUGAGAAAGGUGGCAGAAAGCCUACCUGGAGACACACAAAAUACUGAGUCAGAGCUCAUUACAAAACUCAGAGACCAUUCAGCUGCCACUGCAGGUGCUAAAUCUGAUGUAAAUCUAAGUUCCUUGUUUGUUGGCAUGAAGAUCGAUCGGGAGGCUCCCAAGCGCCGUAGCAGGCAACCAAGCAGGGACGAUGUCACAGAUAGACCUGAUGCAGAGAGACGCCCAGGGUUUGGGCGUUCUCUCGUACCAACAAGACCAACUAGAAAAUUAUAUCCAAAGGUUGAGGAGAGGAAAGAAAUCGAUCUGUUUGGUGCUUCUCCGCUUAACAUUUUUAAAGUUCCUGAAACUCCAGAAGAGCGAGUGUCAGAGGAGUGGGACAUAUGGGAGGAGUAUAACAACAGAGCUCUGAAAGAUGCUGUCACUUAUUCUCCUGCUAAUGCUUUCGUGGAGCAGAUCCAGUGGACCGAGUGUGGCAAGUUAUGGCCAUUUCCCAUCGACAAUCAAAUCGGGCUGGAAGAAGAGGAAAACGUCGGAUUCCACGAACACGUCUUUCUUGACCAUCUUCUCGCCGAUUUUCCGAAACGUGGGCCGGUGCGCCACUUCAUGGAACUUGUCAUCAAUGGCUUGUCAAAAAAUCCAUACAUGACAGUCGCAGAGAAGCGCGAGCACGUCGACUGGUUCCGACGAUACUUCGAAGCGAAGGAAGAGGUGAUUCAUAGCGCUAUUGAAGUUGCCUGAAGCGCCAGUAUUGAUCGUGGGUAGCACGUUUGUUGGUUGUUUCAAUAGCGAUUGGCACAUGCAGAACGACAAGGAUGGGGUUAGAUGAGAGAUAACUUCACAAGGAUUUGAUUUAGUGUCCAAGUUCACUGGGCACUCGAAAUGUACAUUUCCGUCUUUAGUUGACAUGAACUACUUGACAAUCCUAUUUAGAUUUAAACUGCAGCUGAUCAAACAGUUAAAUAUUUAUGAAGUUGGCAAAUAACAUACCAAUAAGCAUGUUAUCUCGUGUUUGUUUUGUUUUUAUUGCACACGUAGCAUUGAAUAAACAGUAGAUGCAAUAGUAAUAUCAAA